AUGACACCAAAAGCUCCAGCUAAAAAAAAGAAGUCGGUUCAAAACCGCCAGAGAUGUCAAUAUACUCCUGAGGAUUUAGAAAAUGCUGUGAAUAGUAUAAGAAAUUCAGAAUUAAGUAUGAACAAAGCUAGUCAGAUGUAUAAUAUACCAAAGGCUACUUUAUCUAUUAAAGUAAAACAAAAUCAUGCUGUUCAGUGUAAGCUAGGUCGCUCAACGAUUUUGACAACGGACGAAGAGGAUAAAAUAAAAAAUUGGAUCUUAAAUAAAGCUAAAUUGGGUUUCCCUAUGUGUCGUGAGGAUAUUAAGAAUGCUGUUCAAAAAGUUUUAAAGGAAACGAAACGUGAUAACCCUGUUAUUGAUGAUCGUCCUGGACGCAAAUGGAUGGAAUUAUUUUUAAAUAGGCAUCCCGAAAUAAGUUUAAGAAACAGUGAAGUUUUAUCAAAAGCUAGGGCUUGUGUGACAGAAGAAGGAAUUAGAGAAUGGUUCACUGGUUUACAAAAUCAUAUUGAAAUUGAUCAAAAAAUUAAUUUUUCUUUUAAUUACUGA
Molecule: messenger RNA, 546 nt
Organism: Cotesia congregata
Lineage: Eukaryota; Metazoa; Arthropoda; Insecta; Hymenoptera; Braconidae
Source: the annotation of a GenBank genome assembly